This is a messenger RNA of Petromyzon marinus (sea lamprey), 2075 nucleotides long. It is a transcript of the gene LIN9, whose product is annotated as lin-9 DREAM MuvB core complex component. Gene Ontology annotation, biological process: reproductive process; regulation of transcription by RNA polymerase II; regulation of cell cycle. Gene Ontology annotation, molecular function: DNA binding. NCBI's taxonomy places the organism in Eukaryota, Metazoa, Chordata, Hyperoartia, Petromyzontiformes, Petromyzontidae. The record is from RefSeq and is a predicted model, not a curated record. Gene Ontology annotation, cellular component: transcription repressor complex; nucleoplasm.
GGCGUGUAUCUACCCCUCCCUCCCCCAACCUUAAACUUCGACCCACCAACCAAUCGCUGCGGCGCUCCCGGGCGUCUCGGCUAUCUCCGUCAAUUUCCGUCCAUUUCCGGCGGCGGCUCCCAGAGUUCCGCGCGCUCUUUGAAAAAGAGCGGUGCGUCCGGAGCAACAUGGCGGCGGCGGCCGCCGAGCAUCUCCUGGACGAGAUGACGUACGACCGGGGUUCACUCACCACCCCCUCGGCAGCUGUGAAGCCAGAGAGGUCACUCUCAUCCCGGGCACGGCACCCGCUCUUCGGCUGAAGCAUUGGUUAGCCUGAAAGAGGGUGGUCUAUCAAGCCCAUGGAGCCGUCGAACUCCCCCCCGCAAGGGCGCCGCGCAGCGAGACAGCCCCUCGAAGGUGCGCAAGAAGACGCGACUGCACUUCAGCGAAGAUGAGGAUUUCCUCCCGAGCACAAAGUCUCCGCGGAAGAACGCACGCGUUGUCAUGAUCCCACAGAAGUUGUCUGCGGGUCUCACCACUCCAGACAAACGCAGCGCGCAGAAGGUCGGCAUCCGUCUCCGUAACCUCCUCAAGCUGCCCAAGGCUCACAAGUGGUGCAUCUACGAGUGGUUCUACUCCAACAUAGACAAGCCUCUCUUCGAGGGCGACAAUGACUUCUGCGUGUGCCUCAAGGAGUCGUUCCCUCAGCUGCGGACGAGACGCCUCUCCCGCGUCGAGUGGGGGAAGGUGCGGCGGCUCAUGGGCAAGCCACGGCGGUGUUCGGAGGCUUUCUUCGCGGAGGAGCGAACGGCCCUCCUCCAGAAGAGGCACAAGAUCCGGCAGCUGCAGCAGCAGAAGGUGACUGACCUGAGCUCCUUCAAGGAGCUGCCCGAGGAAAUCCCGCUCCCGCUCGUCAUCGGCACCAAAGUCACAGCGCGCCUGCGGGGUCAGCACGACGGGCUCUUCACGGGGCAGAUCGACGCGGUCGACACCAUCAAAGCCACCUACCGCGUAACCUUCGAUCGCCCGGGCCUCGGCACGCACACCAUCCCCGACAUCGAAGUCGUCAGCAACGAGCCGCAGGACAGCAUGCCCAUCUCGUCGUUUGCGCAAAAGCAGCGUCCCGUAAAAACCUUCAACAGCCCGCCACGUGUGCACUACAGCUCCAUGGUGUUGGCCUCCCCGCUCGCGGACCCGCUGCUGGGCCAAGUCGAGUGGAAAUCUCGCCUCGGGGCACCCGGGCCGGACAGCAAUAUCCUCGGCGGCUUCCCCAUCAACUUUCUCGUUCAAGUCACGCGGCUGUCCAAAAUCCUGAUGACGAAGAAAGAUUACAUCAAACAGCUCAAGGAGAUGAACACGGAGGGCGAGAAGCUGCGGUCGUAUUCGGAGCCAUUCGGGAUCGACUUCCAGAAGCGGUAUGCCACCAUCGUGCUGGGCCUGGAGAACCUCAACAAGGACCUCAAUCACAUCCUGCUCAACGUGCAGCAGUACUGCUACCAGCUAGCCCCCCAGCAGGGCCUGCAGCCCAUGGACCAGCCGACGGAGAUGCGGCGCCAGUGCCUGGAGGAGGCGCAGGAGAUGGUGAGAGAUGUCGGCAGGUCGGGGGUGGGACGCGGUGGUGCCACGUCGGCGAUUACAACGGGAGGGGGAGGAGCUGGGGAGCGCGUGGCAUCCGGGGAUGACACAGAGGGACUCAGGGAGCUGGUGGCUCGGCUCUCGGCGCUCCUCCUGCAGAUCAAGAGGCUGGCGGAGAGUGACCUCAACUCGUUUGAAUUUAAGUCUCUGACAGACUCGUUGGACGAAAUCCGCAGCUCGCUGGACCCUACCAACAUCAGUUGCUUUCAGAACAACGUGGAGAUCCACGUGGCGCACAUCCAGAGUGGCCUGAGCCAGAUGGGAAACCUGCACGCGUUCGCCUCCAACCUCACCGAGGCAGAGUGGGAGAGACCGUGACCACAGUUCUGCCCUGUGUCGCCAUGUACAACAACAACAAUGUCACGCACACGCACUCACGCAACCGUACUCGUCCACGUAACGUCACACACACGUCCACCGUACACAACCACAGAGCGACAAAGACAAAGAUAUGCCCCCCG